AGUUUACUCACUGUUGUGGAUCGCCUUUGUUGCCGUGCGCUUUCCGAGUUUUGUUUUGAAUAUAAAUCCACAUUAUUGUUGCACUAUUUUUGUUAACUGGGACUAAUUUCUCUUUGGUUUGGUGCGAUGAAAAGUGUUCGUGUGAAAUAAUGAAAAUUAUGAUAGCAAAUCGCCCCUAAAACCACCUUGAAAGAGCCCGUUCUGAGGCCCGUUUUUUUCUUUUGCCCCGAGAACGUUCUUCUACUUCCAAUAGGUCGGCUACACCUUGCAGUAAAAAUGUCUUCACAAAAAGGACAAACAACGGAGGAAUCUGAUUAUGAAGUUUUGAUGCAACGAAUGCACAUCACACAAGACGGUGCUCGCCGCUCUGCAGACUCCUAUCGCCAGGACAAUGUCCCAGGGGCAUCGCGCAUUGCUUACUCUGAUCAUAAAUACUACGAUCGGAAUAAUUUGGGAAAUUUAGCACAUUCAAGACAGUUAAGUAGUCAGUUUGCUGCCCGUAGCGGUAGCGGUGGACCGGUCUCACCGAUUCGGUUGCAACAGGGCAACAUGCCGGGACAGAGUAGGAUGUAUGAAGUGAAUAACGGUCCCGUUUAUGAAAAUUUAGAGUUUUAUUCGCAUUUCGACUCUAGCAAUAAACGAGCACAACCACAAGUCCCGCAGGGAUCAAAUAAGACUGUUCAGAUGGUACCAACGGCGGCGGGGCGAUAUGCGCACACCCCACUUCCUGAAGUUGAUUCGGCACCGAUCUAUGAAAACGUUGUUGUAUCGCAUUCAGGUCAACGAGCGCAACCACAAGCAUCUCCUGCAACUGAAACCAUUUAUCAACCAGUUGAAUUACCAUCGCAAAUUUCAUCACAUUCAAAAGAUGCAGAUUUAACGGAAAAUGCGUAUGUCCUACCAUCUCCGCAACAUCAAAGAAGUGCAUCAAAUCAAUCGCUUCGAGGGAGUCCUUUGAGUACCAUGCCAGCACAACGAUUUAGGAACUUAUCACUGCCAAAUAAUCAUCAGAUCAAUACGUAUAACGACUAUCAAACCACUCGUAACUCUAACGAGAAAUCUAAUUAUUCCAUGCAAACUAUGCCGCCGAGGAUGAAUAUUUCGCUAAAUCCAAAUUAUAUAGAUGAUAUUAAUAGUUCGGACUACGUUUGCAUGACUGGUAGCACAUUAAAGAAAAAGCAGGAAGCGUCUGCAGAAGCAUCUCGUCCACGGAGUAGUACACCAUCACAAGCAUCUAAUGCCCAACGUUCCAUUUACGCUGAAAUAAAACCACCACCAGCUCUACCAAGUGAUCAAUUAAAGCCUACAUUACCACCAAAUUCAAUUCCACCGGUUGCGAUUUCGCCAACUCCAUCUCAAUCAAGCGUUGGAAGUGGUUCAAGUAAACGAAUCGCAAAAAAUUUACUUCCUUACAAUGUAACCCCACCAAGACCAGCUGGACCGACUGAGGCUGAAAGAAAAAUUGAAGAAUUAACCCGGCAAUUAGAAGAGGAGAUUGAACGAAGCGAAGAGCAAGGGGAAUAUUUCGGCAUAUGUCAUACAUGCGGAGAUAAAGUCACCGGUGCGGGACAGGCUUGCCAAGCCAUGGGCAAUCUCUAUCACACGAACUGCUUUAUAUGCUGCUCUUGCGGACGAGCCCUCCGAGGGAAAGCAUUUUAUAACGUCCACGGGCGUGUAUAUUGCGAGGAGGACUAUAUGUAUUCAGGUUUUCAACAAACAGCAGAGAAAUGUGCAAUAUGUGGUCAUCUUAUAAUGGAAAUGAUAUUGCAAGCCAUGGGAAAGUCAUAUCAUCCCGGUUGUUUUCGGUGCUGUAUUUGUAAUGAAUGUCUCGAUGGCGUCCCAUUUACAGUCGAUGUCGAUCAUAAGAUAUAUUGUGUCAAUGAUUAUCACCGAAUGUUUGCACCGAAGUGCGCUAGCUGUGGAAAAGGCAUCACUCCGGUCGAGGGCACCGAAGAAACUGUACGUGUCGUAUCAAUGGAUAAAGACUUUCAUGUAGACUGUUAUAUUUGCGAGGAGUGCGGCAUGCAGUUAACGGACGAGCCGGAUAAGAGGUGUUAUCCACUAGACGGGAGACUAAUGUGCCGGGCAUGUCAUUUACAAAAACUAGCAAUGCAAACCCCACAUUCCAGGGUAUCGGAGCCUGUAUGUGCAACUUAUCAGUAUAUGGGUUAAGUAAAAUAAAUCUAUAUCUAUUGUAGAAAUUAUUAUUACGAAGAAAGAGAGAAAACAGAUGAAAUAUUUACUCAGCAAUGCUAUAACACUAUUGAAUACUAUAUUCCUUGAAAGGUAGACUAAUAGCGAGACUUAUUCCAUGAACUUAAACUGUAUCACAUUAAGCAUCCGAAGGAUGACUAUUCCAUAAUUCCAAAUAACGUAUAAUUAAAUCUAUUACCUUAUGUAUUAUGUAUUAAAUCAAUUGAUCCGUUGUUAUUGAGAUGUCUGUUGGAAUGAUGUUCCGUGCGAAAAUGCUUUAAUAAAAUAUUAUAUAUUACCAA
Molecule: messenger RNA, 2495 nt
Organism: Hermetia illucens (black soldier fly)
Lineage: Eukaryota; Metazoa; Arthropoda; Insecta; Diptera; Stratiomyidae
Gene: jub
Product: LIM domain-containing protein jub
Exons: 8
Coding region: 277-2172 (631 amino acids)
Biological process (GO): cytoskeleton organization; negative regulation of hippo signaling; positive regulation of miRNA-mediated gene silencing
Cellular component (GO): adherens junction; nucleus; P-body
Molecular function (GO): transcription corepressor activity
Source: RefSeq, a predicted model, not a curated record